AUGAAAAAGAUGAGAACGUUGUACCUGGUUUGUGGACCAGACAAUAGUUUGAUCAGUGUCGCAGGUAUUGAUUUAUCCUCAACAAUUCGUUUUGGAAUGUCAGUGGAGGAAAUGCAAGGCAUGAUUUGUGACGUUUUAUGCCAAAUAGUGAUAUUAGAAUCGAAGAACAUGAUUCAUAACGAUGUGAAACCUCAAAACAUUGUUAAAUAUGACAAUCAUUACUAUUUGAUCGAUUUUGAAAUUUCUGAAACCUUCGAUGAAUGUAUUGAAACGGAUACGCGUUAUGAAUGCAAACGUGGUGACAAAGAGUUGACCUGUAAAUCCUAUUCUAAAGGUUAUCGUGCACCAGAAAGAGAAAAAGAACACAAAAUCUCUCCGAAAAGUGAUGUCUAUUCUUUGGGACUUGUUGUUUUAGAAUGCUUAAAGUUGAACAAAGUUGAUUGUCGCAACAAAUCAAAGAUUGAAGAAUGUUUGAAACGACAAGAAGAAGAAUCCUCUCGAACAUUGUUGAAAGAAUUUAUUGGUUCAUCGUUAAAAGAAAAUCCCAUCAAAAGGUCAUCUCCCAAAGAGUUAUUUCGGCUUUUUUCAACUGAAAAAACAAAAGAAACAUUGCGCUAUUUUAAAGAUAAAGAGGCUGUGCUGAGAGAACAUUUUCCACAACAAGAAGAGGAGACAUCGUACGAAUAUAUUUUCUAG
Messenger RNA from Naegleria fowleri, 696 nucleotides. RefSeq lists its product as uncharacterized. Gene Ontology annotation, biological process: protein phosphorylation. The transcript has a single exon. The coding region runs from base 1 to 696 and encodes 231 amino acids. Lineage: Eukaryota; Heterolobosea; Eutetramitea; Acrasida; Naegleriidae. Gene Ontology annotation, molecular function: ATP binding; protein kinase activity. The record is from RefSeq and is a predicted model, not a curated record.